GUCUGUGGACAUUAUUACUGCUCCUAAAUUCUGUCUUGGCCAUGUCUGACAGAAAUGUGGAUCGCAGUCAAUCCGUAGUGACAAGUCAACCGGACAAGCUGACCCUGAGUCCAGCUAACGAGCUGAACGACGACGACGAUGAAGAUUACUACAGCGAUAAUGAACAAAGUGAUUCAAUCGACAAAGAUUAUGCGGCGUCUAAAUACAAAUACAGCAAUUGGAUCAGGAUAACCCCCACACCAUCGCCAUCUUCAUCUCCAUCCUCAUCCCCAACGUCAUCAUCAGAAACAAUGCAGCAUUUGAAGCGCGUGCCACGCCAUCCUCACCAUUUCUUGAACGAUAAUCGCGUGUAUGGCGACGCCGCCUUUGAUGAGGAGGGCUAUCAAUCGGAUCAGGCUGUCGGCGCUCUGACCGCCCAGAAGCAACAGGAAGUGGGCACCCCGGACAUGGUGCAAAUAAGUCGCCGUCUUUACCAGGAACGCAUCAAGAAUCAAACGCAAUUGAGACACAUGGCAACAUCGCAUCGCCAACGGAUUGAGAACGAGGCACGUUGCAAGUGGCCACAGCCGCGUGUCAUCCACAUGAACAAUGAGACGUCCAAACAAUAUGCGCCACGUGCAACAAUUCUGCAUCGUUGCGAUGAGACAACCGGCUGCUGUCCCGACUCAAUGGUGUGCACGGUGAAGACCAAGGCGACGGUGGAGCUGCCCUUUUGGGUAUUGGCCACGGGCAGUGUGCGUGCCCAGGCCCAGAUGGUACCGCUAACCAAUCACACCGAAUGCGAGUGCGUCAAUUUGGCAGCACAGCGUCGCAAGCGUAGCUACCAGUGUCUGUGCCCCAAGCACUUUACCAACUUUAGCAAUGUCACCUGGCAUCGCGGCGUCUUCUCCACAAGUUGCCGCUGCGAUUGCCACCUCAGCGAUGUGACGUGUCAGAGCAUGAAGAACGGCGAGGAGGGAUUCGCCAUGUCAGAGCGCAGGUGCAUCCUUCGCAACGAGUGCAGCCAGCCCAUUUGCAAUUUUGGCAUGUACAGUCCACACAGCGGACGUUGUCCGCGUCCUUCGCAGCAACAACAACAGCAGCGUCAACCGGGAUUCGGUUAAUCAGGAUGGCUACAUCCGGUUUCAGAUCGAAGCUGCUGCCAUUUAAAACAUAGCAAUCCAGAACUGUGCAUACAUUUAACUAUUACAUACAUAAACACACACACAUACACACAUAUAUACUACCUACAGGCAUACAACAUUAAAGCAAUAAGCAUUAUUCACUGUGCGGUACAGUUGGCAAAUCAUGUAAUGAGAAGCAAUGUUUGCUUUAAAUUUAUUAAAGUUACUACGAGAGAUUAUUAAUUAUAGAAUUUAAAGUUUGCAAAUCAUAAAAUUGAAAACAAAAUAAAAAUUUCAACGUAUUUCAAUACAACUAUUUAAAAAUCAUUGUUAUUAAAUAGUAAAUAUAUUUAAUUAUUAGUUUUAACUACUAAAGUGUACAGAACAACUUUCAUUUAAUAUUAUUUCCCCAUAUAAAUUUUAAACUAUGAAAAACAGUUUUUGUUUAAUUUUUUAGAAAUUCAUAAAAUGUUGCUUCUAGAAUCAUGAUUUGCUUUUGUAUCAGUUAGGAUAGUGUUGUCUCUUAUUUCAAACUGAUGAAAGCCCCUACAGGGUUCACACACAGAGUGAAAUUAUUCGUUUUCGAAUGCCGAGCAAAAAGUAUUGAACUAACUAACAUUCAAUUGUACUUAAGUUUCGUGUAUAAGCUUCAACUAUAAACUAUACUUACUAUAUAUUACGAUUAAACGAUACAGCUAGUCAGCGAUCGCA
This is a messenger RNA of Drosophila innubila, 1814 nucleotides long. RefSeq lists its product as uncharacterized. Gene Ontology annotation, biological process: hemocyte migration. The transcript is spliced from 4 exons. Lineage: Eukaryota; Metazoa; Arthropoda; Insecta; Diptera; Drosophilidae. Bases 42 to 1103 code for a protein of 353 amino acids. Gene Ontology annotation, cellular component: membrane. The record is from RefSeq and is a predicted model, not a curated record. Gene Ontology annotation, molecular function: growth factor activity.